AUGGACUCUCGAGCAUUUCCAAAUGAUGAGAUAUUCAAAAGCCUUCUCUCCUCUGCUGAGAAAUCCCCCGGAAUUGUCAUCAAUGAUCCAGUAAAUGGGGUAUCGACGAGCUAUAGCCAAUUGAUCCGGAAUAUUGUGGACACACGCAGGAGCAUUCAGGAUGCUCUACCAGCGAACCACUUUGACGACAGAGGAAUACUCAUCGACGACUCUAUCUGGGUUGGGCUACAAGCCCCACUCUCCGAGGAGUUUAUUGUCGGCUGUUUUGCGAUUCUAUCUCUUGGGGGAGCUAUCAUGCCCCUUGCAAUGGGGAUUCUCCCGGAGGAAGCAAAUCACUUUCUUAAGCAAACAAACUGUGUUUUGCUACUCGUUCCACCGGGUCAGCCAAGCACUGCAAGUAAAAUCCACCAGUACAGACAGCAAAAUUGCGUGUCGCAGCGUCAGCUGCAUACCAUUCCUAUAAUCUGCGGCAAUAGAGAUCAUUGUGUUGAUGCUCCAGCGCAUCUGCGGAUAAAUGAGAGCACGACUAUCCCAUCGACGCGUCCAGGGCUAAUUGUUUUCACAUCCGGCACAACUGGUCCACCUAAAGGUGCGGUACUACCGCGCCACUGCAUGUAUCCCCCCAAGAUGCCCCCAUCAGCUGACCGACGAGUCAUGCUCUGUGACCGCAUGGCACACUGGAUUGGCGGGGUGGUUGGCACAUUGAGGCCUCUAUUAGCGGGAUAUGCUAUUGAGUUAAUCAAGCCUGGAUCCCCGGGUGAAGUCUAUUGGGACCUUUUCAAACAGCAGCGAGUCACAAGAGUCAGUUGGGGUCCUAUGGUGCUGUUCCGAUUGAAACAGUACUUCGAGGACAACAUCAAGGAUCUACCUCCUGAUGAGAUUGAACCGUACCUGCGUGGGGCUCGAGCCAUUCGAGAGUUUUCCAUAAGCGCGGCUAUGCCCACAGUCACGUUGAUGGAGUUCUGGGAGAGAUUGACGGAUGUGCCAAUGGAGAUGGGUUAUGGCUUAACAGAAGUUGGAGGGCUGGUUACUACGCUACCGAGAAUUGUUCCCGCUAAAGUAAGAUAUCCACCCUCCACUGUUUACAGCUUCCGCGGAAUUGACAGUCGCCUUAACCAGUCUUCGAUUGGCCGACCGCUUCCUGAUGUAGAGAUGAAACUUUCGGAGGGCAGCAGAGGAGAAGUGCUCAUCAAAGGGCCCCGGGUCAUGUCACAUUACUUGAACGACGAAGAAGCCACCAAAGCUGCGUUCGACGAAGAAGGGUUUUUCCGAACGGGAGACCAGGCACAUAUGGAAGGCGACGAGUUCAUCUUUGAUGGCCGUGCUUCUGCGGACUUUCUACAAGUCUGGACUUAUCUGAUUCCUGCUCUGCUAGUUGAGAAUGCGUUGACAGGCCUUCCAUACGUGACCGAGAGUGUGGCUGUUGCACUGGGGGCCUUGGUCAGACUACGAAAAGGCGUCGGUCAGAUCUCAUUUCGUGAUUUACGUGCCGACCUUGCCAAGUCCCUGCCCACCUACGCCCUUCCUACGAAGCUGAGGGUGCUGUGCCAGGAAGAGAUCAUACCCCGGACUGUCACCGACAAAGUCAAUAGGAAGGAGGUUCUAGCAAAGUAUUUUGUUGGUGUCGCAGCGGAAAACGUGGAGACAUGUGCACCGUCAGCCAAAGAACAAAACGGACCACAGAAGGCAGCACAAAUUAAUUUCGGUCAGUCGCUAGCUGCCCUUUUGGUGCAUUUCUGGACGGGACAAGCUGGAGGUUCAGGUGUUGACCUCUACCGCGCUGAUGGAUCGGGCGGCGCGGCUCGGCUUGCCGAGAGGCCUGGUUCGGGUGUCCGGGUGUUGCCGGAGGCUCCUGUCCCCUGCUGA
Messenger RNA from Penicillium brevicompactum, 1866 nucleotides. Its product is annotated as class I adenylate-forming enzyme family protein. Gene Ontology annotation, biological process: fatty acid metabolic process. The record is from RefSeq and is a predicted model, not a curated record. Bases 1 to 1866 code for a protein of 621 amino acids. Gene Ontology annotation, molecular function: medium-chain fatty acid-CoA ligase activity. Lineage: Eukaryota; Fungi; Ascomycota; Eurotiomycetes; Eurotiales; Aspergillaceae. The transcript has 5 exons.